CUCUCAUCCUCCAAGGCCUCCCAAGUCACAACAACCCCCUAACCUGGUCGGAUGUGAUUCCAGCGCUAAUGCGCUGCCUGCCGCCUGCAGCCCAUGUCAUUGAGUUUCUCCUCGGAUGUGUCCUUGAAUGCUACAGAAGCCGCUGUCUUCCUCAGUGAACGAGAUGUAGCCGGUCAAAUCCCCAUCAACUUUGUUACAACAUCCGCCGUGUCGCUUCACGCAGCAUGCUUCGGAGACAAUGUCUUCGAUCGGACCUCUGCGGGAACAUGCAUCUCCAACUUGCUAGUCAUCGGAUACCGUCGGUUUCUUGUCGACGUUUACUGGUCCCCUGACCAACGGGAUUGGCUGCUCUGUCCGGUGUCUCUCUCCGAGGAUACUCCUGUUGUGACCGUGUCGUCUGUCUCGACAGCCUCGUCCACCUCGUCGGCCACGGCAACGGCAACAACCAAUUCGGCCCAGGCCACGGUCACCGCAGUAGCUAGCUCAUCGGGAUCGGUGCUGUAUGAGCUGGGCCCGUAUCGCUGCUCAAAGAACCUCGACCUGUCUGACCUGAUCAAUGUGUUUCGGGAAUUUUUUCAGACGUAUAAUUCGGAAAUGACCGUGUAUACGAGAUAUAUCUCUCUCAAUUUGCAUGCGGCUGCCAGCGCGACUAGUCCUACUGAACCAGCAUCGCCGGUGACUGGAUCGCAGCUCCCCACUGGUUCCGAGUUUAUCAGCUCUCUAUUCGAUGAUCGUUUGUCUUCCUACAUAUAUAUGCCGUCGGAGCUCGCCUACGAGCGCGCCGAUCUGAAUAAAUCAUGGUACGAGGUUGAAGAUGGCUACAAACCUAUCACCGAGUACUUCACCAUCCAGGAACACCCAAAAAAGGAACAAAGUACUCCUGAUGGCUGGCCGUGCGAAAAAUACCUCCAAUUGGCGAAAAAGAAACGUCUAAUCAUAGACUAUGGGACCAUCGAUCCUCAGAUGAAAAAUUACAAUCAAUCCUAUAUGAGCGACGUUAUUUUCCCACCUGGAUAUCUGACUUCCACGGUAUCCGUAUCCCUCGACGCCGACGGCAGUAUCGACACCGGCUGCUUCUAUAACCCCGAUGCGACCACCGUAUCUCAGGUCAACAACUCCUGGGCAAUGUCCGACUACAUCCCCGUACCAGCGGGGCUCAGCCAAAACUCGACACUCGCCGCAAUGACCACCGUCGUCACCAAUCUAACGGCUUGCGGACUCACUCCAGCGCUGAACAAUACUCUGUUCAAUAAAACAGCCGAUAACGACCUCCAGCCCUACGACGAGAUAUCGCUCUCCACUUCCUGGGCCUGGGCCAUCGGCGAACCCGCCGACGCCGGCUCAUCCGACGAUAACAGCUACGCAUCAGUCGACCGCUGUGCCGCCAUGGACCUAACCAAAAAUGGCCAAUGGAGCGCCAUCAACUGUACUAAAGUGCGGUACGCAGCCUGUCGCGUCGGAAACCUCCCCUUUACCUGGCAAUUAUCCACCUCGCCUUACACCUUCCGAGAAUCCUAUGAUCACGGCUGUCCAGAGAACACCAGCAUGGCGAUACCACGGACCGGGCUUGAAAACACCUAUCUCUACCAGUACUUGCUGACACGGACAGACGUUCUCGAUCCGACGUCUACAAUUGAGAACAAGACCCAGGUCUUGCUGGAUCUCAAUUCCAUUGAUGUGGAGUCUUGCUGGGUAACCGGUGGCCCGGAUCAUGGUUGUCCAUAUGCGUCGGAUCCGCAGCAGCUGGAAAGACGGACGGUGCUGGUUGCCGCUAUUGCAGGGAUUGUGAUAUGUAUCAUUGCGGCUUUGACGUUGUUUGUCAAAUGCAAUGCGAAUCGGCGAAACUCGAGAAGAAAUAAGAGGGUUAUCAAGGGAUGGGAAUAUGAGGGUGUACCGUCGUAAUAGAUAUUAUUGUUGAUACGUAGUGGAUAUAAUAUUAGUUGUAUAUAGUUUUGAUUCUACUUAGAUGAAGGAAUGAGAUGUUUAAUCAAAAGGAGCAAUGCAAAUCUCCGUCAUGAGCUAUGUUAGACAAAAUAUCUGUACUGUCUACAGGGGGAAACAAAGGGGAG
Aspergillus sclerotioniger CBS 115572 is the source of this 2069-nucleotide messenger RNA. RefSeq names its product Lectin C-type domain protein. Bases 94 to 1902 code for a protein of 602 amino acids. The record is from RefSeq and is a predicted model, not a curated record. NCBI's taxonomy places the organism in Eukaryota, Fungi, Ascomycota, Eurotiomycetes, Eurotiales, Aspergillaceae. The transcript has 2 exons.